UUCGUAUAAAUUUCAGUACUUCGAUUUUAGUUUCGACAGUUCAAAACCCUAAUCCUGGGAUCAGCCGAAAAGGCUAUUCAUUUGGAGACCACCAACAGCUCAUAAGGGUUUCAAAAACCCUUACUGCUUCCAAUCUACUUACGUGUUUCAUUUGAUUUUGUUCUGAUUCAUAUAGUUACAAAGCAUUUGUUAAUAAGACUUGCAGCUGCCAUUGAUUCAAUUUCGAUAUUGAGAGAUUUUUGCGAUGCACCGUGUUGGCAGUGCAGGGAACACGUCCAAUUCAACCCGUCCUCGUAAGGAAAAGAGGUUAACGUAUGUUCUAAGUGAUGCUGAUGACACAAAGGAUGCUAAUGUCCCUAAGGAACCCUGCUUAAAUUGUCAGGAACAAAUCAUUCAUCACUGUGCAGGCAUAAAUUGUUUAGCUGUAUUAAAGGCAUCUGCACCUGAUGCCUGUGAUUAUCUAUUUACUGGAAGCCGAGAUGGGACUUUGAAGAGGUGGGCAUUAACUGAAAAUGCUGCUACCUGCUCUGCCACAUUUGAAUCUCAUGUUGAUUGGGUUAAUGAUGCUGUCCUUGCAGGCAAUAACACCCUUGUUUCAUGUUCUUCAGACACAACCCUUAAGACAUGGAAUUGCUUGUCUGACGGAGCUUGUAGCAGAACUCUGCGCCAACAUACUGACUAUGUCACUUGUCUUGCUACUGCUAAAAAAAAUAGCAAUAUUGUUGCCUCGGGUGGACUUGGUGGGGAGGUUUUCAUAUGGGAUCUUGAAGCUGCCCUUGUUCCUGUCUCAAAGUCAGCUGAGACCAUGGAGGAUGAUUGCGAAAAUGGUAUUAUUAGUGCUGGAAAUUCUGGGAUGCCAAUUACAGGUCUUUGUUCAAUUAGUUCAGCCAGCAGUAUAUCUCUCCACACGACUCAGUCACAUGGAUAUAGUCCUAUUGCUGCCAAAGGCCAUAAAGAGUCAGUCUAUGCAUUGGCAAUGAAUGACAGUGGAAGCUUACUUGUUUCUGGAGGAACUGAAAAGGUUUUGCGUGUUUGGGAUCCAAGAACUGGUUCAAAGACAAUGAAGCUAAGAGGCCAUACUGAUAACAUCAGGGCUCUGCUUCUGGAUCCAACUGGCAGGUUUUGCUUGUCGGGAUCAUCUGAUUCUAUGAUCAGGCUAUGGGAUCUUGGUCAGCAGCGAUGUGUGCAUUCUUAUGCUGUACAUACAGACUCUGUUUGGGCACUAGCGAGCACUCCAACAUUCAGCCACGUUUAUAGUGGUGGGAGGGAUCUUUCUUUAUACCUGACGGACUUGACGACAAGAGAGAGUGUUUUGCUUUGUACAAAAGAACACCCUAUUUUGCAGCUGGCCUUGCAUGAUGACAGCAUAUGGGUUGCAACUACAGAUUCUUCUGUACAUAGGUGGCUGGCUGAUGGCCGUAACCCUCAGAAGGUUUUUCAAAGAGGUGGUUCAUUCUUGGCUGGCAACUUGUCCUUUACCAGGGCCAGAGCUUGCUUGGAAGGCUCUACUCCUGUCCCUGUUUACAAGGAACCAUCUUUUACAAUUCCUGGAACCCCAGGAAUUGUACAGCAUAAAAUUUUAAAUAAUAGAAGGCAUGUCCUGACUAAGGAUACUGCAGGCUCAGUGAAGCUAUGGGAGAUCACCAGGGGCAUUGUGGUUGAGGAUUAUGGCAAGGUUUCAUUUGAAGAGAAGAAGGAAGAAUUAUUUGAGAUGGUAAGUAUUCCUGCAUGGUACACUACGGAUACUAGGCUUGGAAGCUUGUCCAUCCAUUUGGAUACCCCACAAUGCUUUUCUGCAGAAAUGUACUCUGCUGACCUUAACAUAUUUGGGAAACCUGAGGAUGACAAGGUCAAUCUAGCCCGGGAGACCCUUAAGGGGUUGUUGGCUCAUUGGUUGGCCAAAAGGAAGAAAAGAUCUGGACAACAGGCUUCAGCUAAUGGUGAUGUUGCAUCAAAGGACAUGGCUGUUAGAAACCAUUCCCAGUCAAGAAUUGAGAUUGAUGGUAAUGCAGACAGUGACUCAAUGGUCUAUCCUCCGUUUGAGUUCUCAACAGUUUCCCCACCCUCUAUAAUUACUGAGGGUUCCCAUGGAGGUCCAUGGAGAAAGAAAAUAACUGAGUUGAACGGAAGUGAAGAUGAGAAAGAUUUACCAUGGUGGUGUCUCGAUUGUGUCUUGAAUAAUCGAUUACCACCCAAAGAAAAUACCAAAUGCAGCUUUUACUUACAUCCAUGCGAAGGUUCAACUGUCCCAGUCCUCACACAAGGGAAACUAAGUGCACCUCGGAUACUGCGGAUACAUAAAGUUGUUAACUAUGUCGUAGAAAAGAUGGUUCUUGACAAACCAUUGGAAGGCGGAAAUUCAGAUGGAACAUAUGCUCCUGGUUUGCCUGGGCAAUCACAACUUGCAACACUUGGAGGGGAUGGUUCAUUCCGCCCUGGCUUGAAGCCCUGGCAAAAGCUAAAGCCUUUUAUAGAGAUCCUGUGCAAUAAUCAGGUUUUAUCCCCUGACAUGAGCUUAGCAACGGUGCGAGCUUAUGUAUGGAAAAAGAAUGAUGACUUGGUCCUUAAUUAUAGGAUAGUGCAGGGUCGAUGAUCUCUUCACUCAAUGGAAGGAGAUGGUUGCUGGAUUGGAGUUUCUGGCCUGUGGUGGAAAGGUCAGGCAUGUAAAUUACAGGAGUAUAACUGAUUCUUCAAGGCUGCUGGUCAUGAUUGGAAUUGCUUAUUGCUUUCUUGUAAAUUUGGAAAGCUGAUUAUUCGACAAAGUGUUGUUGAAAACUUGCAGAGUUUCCUUGGAGAAAUUUUCUAGCCUGGUACAUGAUAUUUCAAGACAAGAGUUUGUGUUGCAAGCAUGUAGGCAGGUGAUUGAUGGUCAGGGUGUACUUAUUCUCAGCGAAAUUGACUGGCUAGAGGCAGGAGGUUAUGAAAUUGUAAAUGAGAAAAAAAAAACGAUGUUACAAUUGUAGAAAACAACCUUAAAAGGAGCAAAAUUAGAGAUAAAGACAAUGCCAAAAGCUGUGUAGAUGAGGAUCUGUGGGGCACCUAAAGAACUGUUUUUAGAAAGUAUUGUUUGUUGGUAAUAAAACAAUUUCUGCUUGUGUGAAACUAGUCAUUCAAUUUAUAUAUUCCUUUUCUUCAUC
Messenger RNA from Nelumbo nucifera (sacred lotus), 3137 nucleotides. RefSeq lists its product as uncharacterized. Gene Ontology annotation, molecular function: ubiquitin binding. NCBI's taxonomy places the organism in Eukaryota, Viridiplantae, Streptophyta, Magnoliopsida, Proteales, Nelumbonaceae. The record is from RefSeq and is a predicted model, not a curated record. Gene Ontology annotation, biological process: double-strand break repair via homologous recombination.